Messenger RNA from Salarias fasciatus (jewelled blenny), 1267 nucleotides. It is a transcript of the gene kcnk18, whose product is annotated as potassium channel, subfamily K, member 18. The transcript has 3 exons. Gene Ontology annotation, molecular function: potassium ion leak channel activity; outward rectifier potassium channel activity. The record is from RefSeq and is a predicted model, not a curated record. Bases 1 to 1212 code for a protein of 403 amino acids. Gene Ontology annotation, biological process: stabilization of membrane potential; potassium ion transmembrane transport. Gene Ontology annotation, cellular component: plasma membrane. Lineage: Eukaryota; Metazoa; Chordata; Actinopteri; Blenniiformes; Blenniidae.
AUGUCUGUGGCUGUGAAGAGGCGCCUGAGCGCCAAGGACGAGUCCAGGAAGUGCGCGGGCCGCCUGUGGAAGCUGUUCCCUCACCUGCUGCUCUGCCUGUCGCUGGUCGCCUACGCCGCGCUCGGCGCGCUCAUCUUCAAGCAGAUCGAGGGCCGGAGCCCGUCCCCGGUGCAGCAGGACUACUAUGACUUCGUGAACCGGCUGGUGGACACCGUGCAGAACCUGACCAGUAACGUGUCCUACAAGCACCAGGACAUCGUGGAGGAGGUGGCGAGAAAGAUGAGGACGGAGUUCAGGUCCAUCUGGUUCCAGAGCCCCAAGAGAUGGGACUUCCUGGGCUCCAUGUUCUUCUGCUGCACGGUUUUCACCACUGUCGGCUAUGGGGAGAUCUACCCGGUGACGCUGCUCGGGAAGGUGGUGUGUGUCCUGUACGCCAUGGUGGGCAUCCCUCUCAUGCUCCUGGUAAUUCUGGAUGUGGGAGACUUCCUGGCUCUGGUGAUGUCCCGAGCCUACAUCCGCCUUCAUUCCCUCUUCAAAAUGCUGCGCUCCCGCACCUGGUCGCCGUGGAGGUCUCAGGAGAGGGCGGCGGCCGCCACCCACCGGACCCUGGAGGACGGGACCUUCGUCUUCAGCCAUGACGUGGUGAUCCGGGAGCCCAUGGACAUCCGGCAGGUGCUGCACAGCCAGGCGGACGUCCGCAGCAAGUCCAUCCACCUCCAGAACAACAAAGAGAUCUUUGAGAAGAUUCUGGCCAGGGAGAACUUUGUGAGGAAGAGCCCCCUGCUGAGGACCAUCUCCUGCCCGGAGCUGGACCGCCUGCCGCCGCCGCCUAAAGGAUAUGCCAUCUGGGACUUCACGGGGUUGGGGGACGGCAUGGAGAUGCUGGACGUUCCCUUCGUACUGAUUCUUUUCAUUGUGUUUGCCUAUAUUUGUUUAGGUGGGUUGAUUCUGCCGCUGUGGGAAACUGAAUUCAAGGACUUCGACCCCUUCUACUUCUGCUUCAUCACGCUCACCACCAUCGGCUUCGGCGACAUCGUGCCCAAACACCCCAACUACUUCAUGAUCACCUCGCUCUUCAUCAUCGUGGGCAUGGCCAUCAUGUCCAUGGCUUUCAAGCUGGGUCAGACUCGGAUUGUGAGCUGUUACCGCCAGUGCAUCAAGUUCAUCAGCAGGGGGAACGUGGAGACGUUCACAGGCGAGGCGUACAACUGAGCCGAGGGGAAACGCUGCUGGAUCUGAGACGCAGCGUCCCGUGGGAGCUUGUGCA